Molecule: messenger RNA, 13688 nt
Organism: Pomacea canaliculata
Lineage: Eukaryota; Metazoa; Mollusca; Gastropoda; Architaenioglossa; Ampullariidae
Exons: 20
Coding region: 387-8003 (2538 amino acids)
Cellular component (GO): cytoskeleton; plasma membrane; postsynaptic density
Molecular function (GO): actin filament binding
Source: RefSeq, a predicted model, not a curated record
UAGCUCCGUCGGCCGUCUGCUACUUGAUUAUGUUUUCUGCCGGUCUCUGGGAAAGAUGUCUUGCAUGUAGCCUGCAUCAAGGAAUGCGGUGUCAUUGUCCACAGACUGUUAAGUGCAUCUAAAUGAUAGCACAUAAUAUAUUAGUGACAUUGUGAUAUUACAAUCCGGUUGCAAAGUGCGGCGAGGAAGCCGCCAUCUUUGAAUGAAAUCGCUUGAGCCGCAGGUGUGUCAGUGUAGCGUUGGGUCGCCGCUCUCUUCUGUGUACUGGAGUAAACAUUUCUCUCACCUACUUCCUUGAGGGAAUUGCGGUUGUGGUGAACCGUACAUAUUUCAAAGGCACAUGGUGUGAAAGGGUGGACUGCUUAAGAGACCCAACAUAGGUCAUCAUGAGUGAGGCAGGUCCUCAAAUCAAUGGGCCCGCCAGCCCCACUGGGAAAUUCAUUGAUACCAUUGAUCCGGAUGACCCUGAGUACCGGCGCAACUUGCAGCGUCCUGCAGAAGUGAAGGAAGACAUGAAGCAGAUGGAAGGGCGGUCACGGGUUUCGGUGGUGCUGAACUCCCAGGCUUUUCGGGAAGACCUGGAGCAGAUUAUUGCGGAGCAAAUUGCCCAGGGGGGUCCUGCCUCUCUCUUUGCCCUGCAGCAUAUCUCCGACUUGUUGCUGCCACAGUCCAGGGCAGGCUACUCCUUGAGCACAGCUUCACCAGCCAUUCCAGUUAAUGACAUUAGAGGAGUGGAUGCUUAUGGACACACCAAGGCAGAGAAGAUUUUGCGAUGCAAGCUUGCAGCUUGUUACCGCUUAGUGGAUCUCUUUGGAUGGACACAUGGCAUCUACAACCACAUCAGUGCUCGGCUAAGUCAGGAGCAAGAGCAGUUUCUAGUAAAUCCUUUUGGCAUGCUGUAUUCUGAGAUCACAGCAAGCACAUUGGUUAAAGUGAACAUGCAAGGAGAAGUUGUGGACACUGGCUCUACUGGACUGGGGAUCAGCAAGGCUAGCUUCACUUUGCAUUCAGCUAUCCAUCAGGCUCGCCCAGAUAUUCGCUGUAUCAUCCAUCUUCACACCCCAGCAGCUGUAGCUGUGUCUGCCACCAAAAAAGGGCUCAUUCCUCUGUCGCAAGAGGCCUUGAUAUGCGGCCAAGUCAGCUACCAUGACUACAGGGGUAUCCUUGUUGACCAAGAUGAACGAGAUCAACUUGCAAGGAAUCUUGGUCCUUUUAACAAGGUGAUGCUGCUUCGCAAUCAUGGGGUGGUGGCUUGUGGAGAAACCAUAGAAGAAGCUUUCCAUUAUGCCUUCAAUGUCAUGGCUGCUUGUGAGACUCAGGUGCGUGCAAUGUCAGCUGGCAUGGAAAACCUGAUUCUUGUGGAUGAGGAGACACAGAAGAAAACAUUCAAAGUAGGAAGCCAGGGAGGUGGGGGCACAGACCUUUCAGGGCACAAGUGGCGCUGUGGAGAACUGGAAUGGGAAGCUCUGAUGCGCACCCUGGACAAUGCUGGUUACAGGACAGGCCAUGUGUACAAGCAGCCCCUUAUGAAGCAAGAAAAGAAAGAGAGAACUAACAGUGAUGUGGAGGUGCCACCAGCCUCCAGCUCUUUCACUUACAUCUUUGAUGGAGACUAUGAACAUUCUAAAUACGUCUCACCAAUAAAAAUGGCUCUGGAACGACAGAAACAGGCUUACAAAGCUGGUUGGCUGACAUCCCCCAACACAUACAAAAAGCAGGAGAUUGAGGAAAUUGGGACUACCACACCCAAAAAAAUCACCAAGUGGAUUCAAGAUGGAGAAGGUGGUCAGCUAAAAGCUGUAAGAAUUGACAACCCAAACCAGUUUGCACCACAGGGUGCAAACCCCAAGGAAUUCAAGGAAAAACAGAAGCAGAUUAAGAAAGAUUACUAUGAAGAGAAGGUGACUCCUGGCCCUCAGUCCAGGAUUCUUGAAGGCAUUUCGUGGGAUGAGGCAGCAAGAAUGAAGGAGGGAGGAGAUCAGACCAUUGUGAUUGGUGCAGCAUCCAAGGGCAUCAUUCAGAGGGACCACCAACAUAAUGCUGUAGUGUACCGCUCAUACUAUUCUGCCAACCCUUUUGAAAGCAUGAGUGAAGCAGAAAUGGAUGCCUACAAGCAGGAGGUGGAGCGUCGUGAACAGGGCGAGGAGCCAGAGGAUGUCCCUGGUCCUGAGGGUCGGCUGAUUUCUACAGAGGAGCGAAUGCAGCAGAUCCAGCGUUCUCGAGAGGAUGUUGAUAAACAAGAUACAGAAGAUGUGGAAAGAGAAACUAAGUUAGGAUCUGUUAUCAAUGGAGAACCUAAAGUAGAGCCUCAAGUAAAACCACAAGUAGAGUCUCAAGUAAAACCUCAAGUUGAGCCUCAAGUAAAACCUAAAGUUGAGCCUCAAGUAAAACCACAAGUAGAGCCUCAAGUAGAAGUUGAAGCGAAGGUCGAGAGAAGUCGAGAGGUAGCAUCUCCUCCUCGUGCUGAAGAAUCCAGGCAAAAUGCGUCAACAGCAGUGGCAACUGAUGAAUGCCCAGUGGCCUUGAAACCUUCUCCCCAGACCCUUAAGAAAGAGGAAGGGUUAAUGCAGCUGCCUGGCUUUGCAAUCCCAUCUGUUUUACCCUCUGCUCUGCCUUCCUCCUGCAAUAAGGGGCAGCACUCUGUGGUAGGGGAUGAGAGGGGUGUGGGUACUUUUUUAUCAUCACCUCUGCAAAGUAGUCGGUCUUUUCCUAGUGUUGAUAGAAUGCCUAGUGAGCAGUCUGGCUGUGCAAACUGCCAGGCCAAUCAGUCUCAGCACUUAGGAAUGACAAGACAUGCUGAACGUCAAGCAAAGAAGACUGAGGCUGAUAGUGAGGACAACACUGAUGGUGGGGACAAAAAAGAACCUGAGCCAGUCAUUAUAGAGUCACCAGUGAUCAGACUUUUUCAGGGAAAGCCUGACAAAGGAGUGAUGAAGAUUCGCUUCACCAUCCAUUCAACCGUGACACGCCGUCAAGUCAAAGGUUCAAAAGGUCAUUGGCCUAUUGAGCAAGCCUCAGUUCUUCUGUCCCAGCCUGAAGUGACUUUUGCAGACACAGAAAGCAAAUCUGCUACAACUGUUAAAAGUCCUGUGCUUCUCCAAGAAAAUCAUAGUGUUAAUGUGAUUGAUACACCUGAGAAAUCUUCAGAAGAUGUUCCUAAGCAAAGCUCACUGCAGAAAGUUUCACCAAAGCGCCCAUUUCGUCUGCAUGGAUAUAGGACAGGAUUGUUCCGACCACAUAAGCCUCACAGAAAGUCCAAACGGUUGAGAGUUCAUAAGAUAGUUCAGAUCCCCCUCUCUCCAGUAAAGGAGGAAAUAACUGAAGAAGAAACAUUAGAAACCCUUCUUGCCAACCAGAAUGUGGAUGUGGAUUCAGAUGAGAGUCUGGAUGAUCUGCUUCUUUCACCUGACAACAUAUUUGAAAGUUUGUAUGAAAUGAGAAAGACAUUGUAUGAUCAGUUUGACCAGAAGGAAAGUACACAACAGCAAGCAGUAAGACUUUCUGGAGAACCACAUUUUGUCAUGCCCAAAGUUGGGGGUAGCCAGCUAUCUUAUUCCCAUAAAGAUGGACAUUCAAGGCCGAUGUCAUUUCAGUUUAGAGAUCUGCAUCUAGAAUGUGACAAAAUCAUUGAUAAAAAUCUUGCAAGUGGUCAGACAUGUCCGAUGCCACAGACUACAGAAAAUUCUACAGUCCUUCCAGUUAAGAUAAAACAUGGCACAACCAGAAAGAAGAAAAUGGGGUUGACAGAAGUAACUAAAGCUUUAUGUCAGGAAGAUCUGGGCAAGCAAUUUCUAGAAAUUGGUGUGGAUCCUUUGUUUAUUUCUGCUCCUCUGGCAGAAUUAGAAGACUUAGAGUAUGCAGAUGAAACUUGCCCCACAACUAUCCCAUCAUUAGAGGAUGAGGAAAAACCAGUAUUAUGCAGUCAGGGAGUUGUGGGCAAACAGGUUCUGAAAAAAGGUAUAGAUCCUCUGACAAUUGCUGCUUCUCUGGCAGAAGAAGAUGACUUUGAAUAUGCAGAUGGGUCUAGCCUCAUAAGUAGUCCACCUGUGCAGAAUGGACAUUCAGAGCCUGUGUUGGGUAGUUCUGACUCAGCUUUUGUUUGCAUAUCUGCAGACUUCAACAGCUCGUCAAUUAUAAAUGAACCAGAAAAAACUAUGCAGACAGACCCACAAAGGGUGCAAAACUUUGAAUCCCCUUUGCCUGGUACAUCAAUAAACCCCUUUGGGGAGCAGGCUGUUCCAGGGGUAGCAUUAAGCUGGCCCCAGUCAAACAGCACUCAAGACAGUCAAAAUCUGAGGGUUCUUACAGCCCUGAACUCAGUUACCACAGAACUAGUACAAGCUACAUUGCCUGAGUGGCACAAAUCUCUGAUCUCUGCUAGUAAUAGUGGUUUAGCUUCUGACCAACAGGUCAACAAUGUGUGGAUAUCUGUGGACUCACAGUCUAACGAGAACCUUCAUCUUGAUCCCCUCUCACAAGCAGGUUCUGAAAAUACUAACAAACAGGUGAGCAUCCCUUCAUCAGAAGAUGAUGCCAUACUUAAAAUGCCCAUGUCGUUCUCAGAGUUUCCUCCAAAAAUAAAGAAAGACUUCCUCAUAGAUGAAGGACCCUUGCAGACCAGUUCUCCCAAAUUAGGCCGCAGGCAGGAUUCUGGCUCCUUCAAAAUAUACCAGUCUAAAAUGGGAAAAUCAGAGGAAACACUUGAGGCUGUUGCAUGCUUAGAUCAGCAAAACCAACUAGCUGGUGGCAGACGAUUAAUGCCCAGAAGAUCAAAAAGUUUUCCUAGAAAUUUAGGUUCUAUUAGGUCCCGUGAAACUAUGCUUGAUGACACACCUUUACAGGGCAGUAAUGAUAGAGAAAGAAAAGGUGCAUCGAGUUUACAUAAAGGUGUGUCUUCAGAAGGUGAGAAUUCUCAGGCCAUAGAAGCAAACCAGCAGAGUAUUCAGAAAGUCGUUAAAAACUCCUCUGCAAAUUCUAGACAUGUCUUGGAGAGAGCUUUGAGCUGGAGUGAAGAAAGUUCAAGAGAAAAGGAAAAUUAUCCACCUUCAACAGACACUGCAAAUUAUCCCCUCGGGACAAAAGAAUACCAUGACAAAGAGGAAUGGAAAGAGGGGGAAUCACCAAGGAGACGACACAGACGAGCACAGAAAGAUGAUGAUGCACCCGUCGGAGAAGAAAGCACAAAUGAAAAAGAAUUGGGUCUUCACUGGUCAGGGAAGAAGCGAAGACGAAGAAGACGACCACUGUCUCAAGAACAGACAGGGGUGAGUACUGAAAAAUUGGACACCGUGGAUGUAGGUACCGUGCCUGAAGCUGUGGGACAACAGGAUGAAAAGACUGAAAAAUCUCAUCUUCAUCAAAACACAGUCAUUGGUAUGCAAAAAUGGUCAGAUCCGGAGAAUGAAGUUAGCGACCAUCGAAACACUUACAGUGUGAUAGAUAAUCUGAAAGACAUGGAUCAUCAGCAAAUGCCAGAAGGGGUAGAGCACAGAGACAAACAAAUUGUGGAAACAGAAACAUUUUCUGAUAUAAAUAUUGUUCCUGCCGACGCUUCUAAACUGACUUCACUGGCGACACUAAAAAGCAGUAACAUAAAUUUAUCUGCAAAUGUUGAACAGUCAGAAAUUCCAGAAAAUAAAUUUUAUGUUGAAGGAGAUACAGAAUUUCCUGCUCCACCAGCAGAGUCGGAACUGUUAUUCUUGUAUGAAGAGAGUGGGGAGAAACCUGAAAAUGAUGGCGAUAAGCUACUAAGUGAAAACUGCAAUGUCAGCAAACCGGAGCCAGUACCUGCUGAACAUAAACAGGAGACAUUGGAUCCAUUUUUCCCCACCAUUGAUGAUCCCAAAAUACUAGACUACAGCAAUGACUUUUUUACAAUUCAAGGAAGAAAGCCCAGCAAAGAGGUGAAGGACAGGGAAAGUGAGCCUAUUUAUGCCAAAGUAAUACCAAGAUCUGAGCGUUUAUCUAGAAACAGUAGUGAAAACAAGUCCUUGUUGGUCAAAGACUUAGCAGAAACCUCUAGUCAGCAGCAUGUAAACAGUGUAACGAAAAAAACAUUUGAAGAAAGCACACAAGCAAGGGCACCAAAGCUUUCUGAGAGUGAACUUAAUAUUAUGGAUUACAAUGAAGAAGAUGCUCCAAGAGUAAGACGACGUAGAAAGAGCAAGCAAAGUGAAAUGGAACCAGCAGAAGAGAGAAAGAAGAACAGUUUUCGGGAAGCUAGCUUUAGGCCUCUUUCGGAAGGCUGGAUCAGAAAUGAAGGGGAGGAUACCUCCGAAGAUGCUCCAAGGAUGAGAAGGCGAAAGCACAAGGAUGCAGUCAAGUUGCGUAACAGUGAUCCUCCUGUGACAGCCCAGAUCUCUCAGUCUGGCAAGCACUUCAGGAAUGAUACUUUUUCCCUUAACUUACUCCCUAAAAUACACAGCUCUGUGACAGAGCCCCGACAGCUUGGGAGAAAGACAAGAUCUCAGGACACUUUGAACUCACAGCUCACUGUAGGGGAGGAAAAGGAGUCAUCUGGGGUGCCAUCAGAAUCACCAGUGGUGAAAAAAAUGCUAAAAAAUGUCUUGUUGUGUGUCAACACACAGGGACAUGACAAGGCAGUCAAAAAGGCACCAAAAGCAAAUUCUUUGCGAGAGAGAAAACAACCUGUAGGUGACACCUUACCGGAAAUGACAGUUGGCCUUCCUCACUUUGCUCCUGCUCCUCAUCUGAUGAAACUGGAUUUUGUGAAAGAACCAAGAAGAAGCUUGCAUUCUGAAAGGGGGUCUACAUCUUCGAGUGAUUCUUUGUACAGGGAUGGUUUUUUUGAUAAAUCUUUAGAAAUGAAAGCACCAGUGAUGAACUUUCCCAGAGACAAGCAGAGGCAAGCGUCUGACAACCUUGCAGAUGGUACAGAAGAUGAAGCUCAUAGUAUUAAUUGGAACAAACCUUCAGAUAUGGACAAUUUUGGUGUUGAAGAUAACAAACAGAGAAAAGAUAGUAGUGAGCCUAAAGACAUUUCUCAUCAUGGGGAGGCUGGUGCUCAUGUAAAGGACUGCCUUGGGGUGUCACAAAAAUUGACAACAGAUGAUAAGCUGCAAGAUGUCCUCUCAGAUGUUAAUACGCAGGAUCCUUACAAGGAAGUCAAGAAGCCACAGUUUCAGGAAGAGGAAGAGAUUGUGCCAAGCCGCAUUCGUGCAGUGUCUUUCACAGAUGGUUAUACUCCCACUUUGCUCCAUCUGCCUAGUGGAGUGCAGUUAGGGGAUUCAUUGACUGCUGAAAAUUUUGUUCGGGUUAGGGCAAACAGGGCCAGGACCCAUUCUUUUGGCAGCGACAUAAAAAAUGACCUGGCCAAUGUGAACCCUUUAACACAUGAACCUUCGCGGUCUAGGGCUUGGCACAGUCACCAGGUGGGCUUGUCUCAAAGUCACCAUGGUAACCGCCCUAGGUCUCACUCUCAUUCAGGGGUUACAUACAGUGCCCACAGUGGGCGCCGAAGGCGAUCACGCAUUCCAUCUGCAGGAGAUAAUCGUAUAUAUCAGCCUCGACCAAAUCAUGUGCGAGGCUUUCUCCUCUCUGAACACCCUUCAGCUGCCCCUUCUGAGAUUAGCACAUCUUCCCAUACCACCAUGCUUGCUGAUGACAACUUCUACUCUGAUGCAAACAACCAUGGCUAUGCCAAUGAAUCCUCCACCCCUGUCAGACGAACUGAGUCCGAUAGACGCCCAGAAAAAAAUCCAGCACUGAUUAGAGAGUUGGAAUCCCGGGGCAUUGGCAGGUCUAAAUCAGACAGAAGACCCAGAGGAGAAGACCAAGGUGAGGGUGACAAACAUGGCUCUCCAUCCAAAUCGGACCCCAUGGAUAGUGCUAGUGGAGGGGAGACACUUGAAGAGCAUAGCAGCAAAGAAGGCUCACCCACAAAGGAGGCCCCAUCUCCUACAAAGGACAAGAAGAAGAAGAAGAAAUUCCGCAUGCCCUCCUUCUCCAAGAAGAAGAAAGACAGUAAGGAAAGCACCAUCUAAGCUGCACUAGCUGCCAUCAUUCCCAUCACUUGGGAUACUUGUUCUUCUCGAGGGUCUGGCCAGCAGACGUCAUCUUGUCUAAGCAUCUUCAUGCACCGUUUAUCAGCUCCGCAUCAGUGCAUUUUUUUUGCUUAGCUCAUUGCAGUACUUUUCACUUCUUUUACAGUGCUUAGCUCACAACAGGUGGACAUCGCGUCUUUGCAUGUUGAAUUACCAGUUCCCCCUCCUUCCCCUGCUUUGCAUGUGAUGAACAUGAAGCCAACAUGAGAAAUACAUUUUACACAAGAAAGAGUGGAUUUUGGAGACUUGUUCAUGUUUGUCAUCUGUGCUGGAUUAGGAGAACCUGAUUAAAAUGAUCUUACAGCAUGUAGCUUUGCGUUAGUUUAUAGUCACCGAUGGAUGUCUUUUGUUUUUUUGAAUUUUGUUACCUCUUUUGUUUUUAGAAGUUAGGAUACUUUAAUUUUGUGUAUACUUGCAGGGGCUUAAGACCUGCUUUUUUGACUUUUGAUCUCUCGUGUUACUCCCCACCCUAUACUUUUUAAAGCUUUAGUUUUGAAGAUUAAACACCAUGCUUAUAUACUUUUUAAAACUGGUUUUAUACCUGUCCCUCAACUUUAAUCCUUGACAGUAGGUUUCUGAUCUUUGUGGACCAUAUGCAAAAAUAUGACCUCAGAUGUCUGACAGAUUUUUAUUGCAUUAGUAAUCAGAAAUGAUCUAAGGAUGAACAGCAGUUGGUCAAAUUUAAAUAGACAUUUCUGCCCAUCUAGCUUUCUCUUGAUUUCAGAUGUCAGUUUGUCUGUAAGAUGGGUGCUUCUUGACAGACUGGAACUUUUUCAUUAACAUGCCAGAAUUGUUUAAACCACCAUUUUUUCCCAUUGGUAUGCAACUAUCAGAUCAUCUAAUUUGUAAAUUAGAGUUUAUUUGUGGGUUAUGUCUUAGAUUUUUAUCCUUUGAACUAUGGGGGGGUAGUAGAUCUGCUUUAGGUCAUCUUAUGCACAGCUUUUAACUGCCUACUAGAAUGUGAAUGUAUUGUCUGUACGAACUCAGUGUUUGGUGGAAAUUUUAUUAUUAUUGUUGUUGUUUUAAUUUGUUUUUGGUCUAGUUAAGGAUGAGAAGAAGAAUCUGAAGUGAACAGUUGAAAACUUGUGCAAGUGAUUACUUCUUCCAGAUACUCUGCAAACUUUGUGUCAGUGCACUAACCUUGCAGUAAGAAGUGACUGAAAGAAUUAUUUUUCCUUUUUGUACCACGCAUCAUUUAUCAUUGUUAAUCUGCAAGUUAGCUACUCAGUACAAAGUGCACAUGUACUUCAGCUGAGGGAUGUGUGGUCUAUUGGCCAUGUUUUGCUUGCACAUUUUGAUUUGGCUGCUGUACAGAUGGCUUGUGUUAUGGCAUGAAUGUUGAGACCAUUGAUGACGUAUGAGAGAAUUUGUGCAAAACGUUUUGCUUGUCGUACCUUUCCUAAAAGUAUGUUUCCUGUUUCAAUGUGAACAAGUUUGUACAUGUGGGUUAACAAGGCUAGACUGGUAUCACCAGUCACCGUGUGCUUAGAAGUACUGACUCCCUGCUUCUGUGAACAUAUUUCACGUGGCAACUCAUAUUUUUAAAACCAUGCCAGUAUGUAACAUUUAAAUGCUAAAUGUAGCUUUUGCUGUUGUAUUGGGGAAAUGUCUGUCCCAUUGCCUUCAGACUGAUUACAGGCAAGAUGCUAGUUUCAUUACUGAAGAGUGAAUUAUGUUUAGUUUGCAUUUAUUACAACUUUAAGACAGCAGUUCAUUCUUCCCUCUCACCUUCCGAUCACGCCAUCUCCAACAUUUUGUUUUGUGCUUUUGUGAAAAUCAAUGGCAGCACUAUUGUGGGAGAGUGUUUCAAUAGGCAGUCCUAGUUUGCGUUGGUGAAAACAGAAGGAGUGAGGGGGCUUUCCAUAUUGAAGUAAGGUAUAGACAUUGUUGAUUCUUUGCCACUCCAAAGGCAUGGCGAUUAAGCAGUUUGCAGGCGGGGAAGAUUUAAAGUCUUCUGUGGCAUACAUCCAAUGUUGUUUGCAUGUGGAUAUGUGCUGGUAGGAAGUGGAAAUUUGUUAUCCUUAUUGAUUGGCAGGUGUUUUAUUUUAUUCUUUGGGAUUGGUAUGUUUCCAUUUCCUCAGCUGUUAGUUCCAAGCUGCAUGUUUUAAUGAACAGUUUUAGCUGGCUUUUAUUAAUGGGCUUUGUCUUCACAUGAUUUUGACUGAGGCGUGAGAAAGCUUUGUACCCGUGGCUGCUUUUAAUGGAUGUGUGGACAUAGUUCAAGGUUCACUUCAUGUGCAUUGCAGGAACAUAAACCAUUUUUGUACAGUCUGCCUUAGCAACACUGUCUACUGCUAAACCUAUCUGCCAGAGCCAUGUAAUGCAUUGGGUUGCAGUUGGAGUUGUAUUCAGACCUGUCAGAAAAUUAGAAUGACAGUUUCUGGUAACGAACCAGUUUGAAUUUCAGUGUGUACAAGACUGGUGAUUUGCUUGUAUAGCAGGAAAGUGCAGCAAGCAGUAUCAGCAGUGAUUGUUGUAAUUCGCUGGUAACUUUCUUUUCACUGAAUCCUAGGGGGGAAACUUGUGAUUUAUCUUUUUUUCUGAUAACACUAAGGUCUGUGCAUUUUUGUUUGUUUUUUUUCUGGAGGAAGCUAAGAUUGUAGUGCCUCUUACCGCCACGUCUCCAGAAAAGUACUUUCUAACCAUUCACCUGACUUUAGACUUUGAAGUUGCAGGAAACAUCAGCUGGAAUCAUUCCAAAUCAAAAUGAGGCAGCAAUUAGGUCAUCACUGUGGCAGGAGGGGAACAUUAAACUGCAAGUUCACCAGCUAGUUAUGAGGGAGCCAUGGUUGCUUGCCAUUUUCUUAGGAGAAAGCAGGUCAUUGAUUAAGAGAUUAAGAUAAAGAUAUUCUUCUGCUUCAGAUUGUACUUGCAGAAUUCACUAAAAUUUCCCCACUUUUUUUUUUUUUUAAAUGAACAUCUUCAUGCUGGUAACAAAAUGAAAACAAUUAUGCUGCUGAAUUCUUUUCCCUUUUAGGGCCAAAUAUUAAGUGCACUGUACCUUCUGUGGUGUUUAAAUUACUGUGUCAUGAUGGAGAAUAUAUCAGAAGGUCUAUCAGAAAAAUAAGAUGCUUGUAUAAUGAUACCAUGCAAUCUGCCAGCCAGUGCACGUGGGAGACUACAUGUCCUGUCACCUGGGUGAGGCAAGCUACAGUGUGCUUUCCUCUACCAGCCUUUCAGACAUUUAGCUGCUAUGUUCAACUAAUAAUCCAGAAACCAUAAUGCUGUACUUCCAUGUAUGAUGCACCCUCUACGUGUAUACCUGGGGAACUUGCUCAUUCACAGAGGGUUGCAGCAUUUUCAAGUAUUGACUUUAUUGCUUCCUCCAUAGCCCAACUUUCAAGAAGCACUUGUAAUGUCUUUCUAAUUGUUGAGUUGAUUUGACCAAUUUGUAUAUAUAUUUUGUCUGUGCCCCUGCGCAGUGUUGUUUUGUUGAUUCUUUUGUGUUUUUUCAAUUUCCCUUGUUGACUUCUAAUUUUUUAAAAGUGUAGUUCAUGUAUGUUGAAAGAACAGUAGAGAGCUCCUGUAAUACAAGUAGUAGCACCAUGUAACUGCCAAAUCAGCCUGUUUCAUGCAUGAUGUAUUCAAGCAUUAUGAUUCUGGGCUGAUUUUCUUUUCUAAAUGUAGCACAUAUACAGCAACUGAUUUUUGGAUCCAUUUAAUGUUUCAAUCAUAACAAUUCUAUAAUGCAUUCUGCUUUGUAGGAAAAAAAACCACGCUGAUACAGGUGCUUUUAUUGAUGACAUUCUGAAACUACUUUGUAUUUGCUUUUAAUGGUAAAUUAGCAAGGAGAAGAAGGGGGAGGAAUCAGAAAACAAAUGCAGCCAACAAUUAUUUCAAAUAUGUUGCUACCUGAAUUUAAUGUGAGAGUUUAAAAGAAAAAUAUGAUGGUGAACUGUGGUUUACCUUUUGAGUUGUAAAAGCUGUAGUAAAUGGGGGAGGGAGUUUUUACUUUAUAUACAUUUCUAGUUCUGUAGGCAAGACUGUUAGAUGCUCCAUGGCACCCUGAUCCUAGACACAUGACAUUUGGCAUACCUGAAGGUAAAUGCAACAAGAAAGAUGGGAACUACCUAUUGUUUUGCCAAAAACUGUUCAAACAUUAACUGGCAUGUAAAGUUCCUCCUCCUUUUUUCCCCCACCACCAACUCCCAUGUGAUGGAAGCUGCACAGGGUCUGAUAACAUGGUUCAACAUUCUGUUGUCCAUUGACACUUUGACAGACUAACCCUUAAGUAAGCUCAGAUGUAUCUAAUUAAUUUUCUUCUAUUUAUAAAGUCAGCUUAGGAUAAUAAAUUACUUCUGUUUGUUAUAUACUUGAGUCGUUGCCUGGAGUCACUGUCAUUUUUUUUUUUCCUUCUAUGGGCUGGAAUUCCAGCAAGAGAUAGCUAACAUUCCAUGUUGUCCUGUAUGAACAAACUUGAAAGAAAAGGACAAGCAUGUGCACUGCACUCACUCCUCCACAAGUAAAGAAAACUGUGCUGGUAGGUCACAAUGAAGCUAUUCGCCUGGUUACUAGUGUAAUUUCUUAUAAAUCCUGAGAUAUAACAAAGCACACAGCUUUUGUGAUAUCUAAUGUUCAGUACUCUCAUUCAGCAAAAAAUUAAACUGUAGCAAGUAAAGAGAUGAGAGUACAGCAUGUUUGUUAUAAUUUGACAAAGAUAUGACAAUCUUAAGGGCUGUAUGGGAGGGGAAAAUGCCUGGAAGAAAAUUUCCAAUCUUACAGUGGUAAACUAACAACUUUAUCUAGAAGCAAAUUAGCUAGUGUUUUUGUAAGUGGCAUUUACAAACGUUCCUGUCUCAGGAGCUAUUUUCUACUUUUUUGUAAGGAUGUGUUAAAGACCUCUCCCUUGUUGAGUUCAGUCUGUGCAUAGAAUAAAGAAGAAAGCUUCACGCUGUUGUGUAAAUGUCAUUAAAAAAAAAAAGUGCAUGGGGGGGUAAAUCUUUGAAUUAUUGAAAAAUGGUGUUGGUGGGUUGAGAUAAAAUGUUCUGAAAGUUUCAUAAUUCUUGUAUGUCAACAUGUCUUUUCCCAAGAAUAGGACAGCCAAAUUUUGUCACAGAGCUGGAGUGAGAAAUUUAUCAAAACCAGCGAUAGCUUAACCUGUUAGGAGAGCUGUAGAGAGGUUGUAAAUUUGUUUUGCUACAAAUGGGCUACUGCAGCUCCUAAUUCACUUUGAUAAAAGUUAUAAUGUGUUAUAUUCGUUCCUAAAAUGGCUUUCCCUUUCCCUAUCAUGGAGCAGAUGUAAGACAGGAAUUUUACUGCAUAUGGUUGUGACUAGGCAUUCAUGCUUCUGGCAGGUGUGAAGCUGUUCAGUGCAAUGUUUUGUAUUUCUAGAGUCACUUUCCAUACCAAUUCCCUAAUGGUCGUGAUUGAACUUUUUUUUAAAAAUUAUUUUUGGGUGCUUGGGGUGGGAGUGGGGGUGCUUUCAAUUAAAUCUUUAAAGGCCUCACACCUUAAAAACUUGAUCAAUUUUACCAUUUUAAUAUCUUCAGCCAAGUACAUUCAUAUUUGACGGAUAAAUGUUCAAAGGUGGUCUUUUAUACUUUCAGCAGUUUUUUCCCCUUGAACAGCUUGUAGUCCAGUCUGUAAUGCUGUGUCAAUAAAGAAAAUAAAGACAGUAACUUGCCA